Molecule: messenger RNA, 1795 nt
Organism: Dendronephthya gigantea
Lineage: Eukaryota; Metazoa; Cnidaria; Anthozoa; Malacalcyonacea; Nephtheidae
Product: ryncolin-1-like
Exons: 3
Coding region: 36-611 (191 amino acids)
Source: RefSeq, a predicted model, not a curated record
UCACUGGAAAGAGAGAUCACACCACAAAAGGCACAAUGGAGGGAGAAGAAGAAUGGAUACUAAUGGUCGAUAACGAAGAGGCAAAGAUUGCAGAAGAAAUAAAGAGAAAAAAAGAAAGAAUCAAAUCAGCUACCAGUUGUGAACAUCUGUAUAACCUAGAAGUGAGAAAAGAUGGUGUUUAUACCAUUAACCCUGAUGGCCUGGGUUCGUUCCAAGUCAGAUGUGAUAUGAGUACAGACGGUGGUGGCUGGACCGUGUUCCAAAGAAGACAAGAUAGAAGUCAAGAUUUCUACCUUGGAUGGUCACACUAUAAAGCUGGCUUUGGUGAUCUUAACGGCGAUUUCUGGUUGGGCCUUGAUAAAAUACAUCGUUUGUGGAAAUCUGGUCAAAAUGUUCUAAGAGUAGAUUUGAUGGAUUUCAAUGGCGCUAAACGUUACGCUAAAUAUGGAACGUUUAGUGUGGCUGAUGAAUCAGACAAAUACAGAUUGAAUAUUGGCAGUUUUUCAGGUAAACCAUGCACGAUCAGGAUAAAUUUAGAUUCAAUGCUGUUGAAGCUUAUUCGUAUUUGUUAUCACAGCGUCACAAGUCACAAUAAAAUAGUAUGGAUGUAGAGUUUAAUUUUGUUUUAGCCUCUGGGAUCGAGUGACCGAUCUUUGGCAAUGUGUCUCGAUAUACCUGUCCCAAUAUACAUAGCUACAGAAAAAGACUUGAAUGGGAUUUAUAAAAUAACAUGCAUGUACAUAACGUGAAUGUGUUCUGAUUGGUCAAAGCCCGUGUUUGGAUCAGGCCAUGCAAACACGGAAAUUAAAUUCGCUUAUGGAAAAAAACGUGGAAGCAAACUUGGAUUGCCUGAUCCAAACACGCGGGAAUGUUGCGACACGUAGGAAAAGCGCGCGAAACACAAGCAGAAGGCCUCGAGUUGUUUGUGAACCUAUGUUUUCAGAGUUUUGUCUUAUCUGAAUAUGUUACUGUUUGUUUAUUUUUGUAAAGGUGACGCAGGUGGUUCCCUUGAUUAUCACAAUCAAAUGCAGUUCACUACCAAGGAUAGUGACAAUGAUCCUGAUAAUAGGAAUUGUGCUACGACGUACAAAGGAGGUUGGUGGUACAAGAGCUGUCAUGCUUCCAACCUCAAUGGCCUGUACCUGGGUGCAGGUCAGACUAGUAGCAGCGGAAUAAAAUGGCACAGUUGGCACGAUUAUUCUAUGCAAAAGACGGAGAUGAAAAUUCGUUCAAGCCAGUUUUAAAAUAUUCCUGCACAAUUAAGCGAAUCUUUGCACCAUUGUCAAAUUAUAUAGGACUGAUAUAAAUGAGACAACAAUAUAUCUGCACGAGGUUUCGUAUAAGUAUGCUUUUAUACCAGAUUGAAGCUCAUAUGUAACGAGCUUUAAGCCCCGUUUACACAACACUCGAUUUAUUGGCACGACACGGCUAAAAUUGGCACCCGUACGCAAUUGUUUAGUGUUCAGGCUACCAAAAGAAAGGCCGAGCAGAGAUGAAAUGGGCACUGUACCCAUUUUAGCCAUGCCGUGCAAAUAAAUCGAGUGUCGUGUAAACGGGGCUUUCAAUGUCGUGCUUUUGAACUUUAAUGUCGAUCUCAGGCCCGAGAGCUUUAUGGCAAAAAUAAAAUACCGUCUAGCUAUCGCGGCUGGAAAACCGGCUUUAAAAGAAACGUGGAUAUAUAAAAACAUAUUUAAACUCAAGAACAUGAAUAUAGUAUAGUUAUUAUUAUAAUAUAACUACUCCUGUAUAUGGGCUCAGCUAAUAGCUCUCGUGUGCUGCGGGCUUUACCUGCGGC